This is a messenger RNA of Helianthus annuus (common sunflower), 771 nucleotides long. Its product is annotated as extensin-like. The record is from RefSeq and is a predicted model, not a curated record. The coding region runs from base 1 to 771 and encodes 256 amino acids. NCBI's taxonomy places the organism in Eukaryota, Viridiplantae, Streptophyta, Magnoliopsida, Asterales, Asteraceae. The transcript is spliced from 3 exons.
AUGGCGAUGGAGAGCUCGAUGUGGACGUUGUUGCUAUUCCACUUCUGGGGAUUCAUGUUAUCGAGAUUUCUUCUGAUUCUAGCUUACAUUCUAUCUCUGAUUCCUUUGAGUCUGUGUCUUCAUCCGCCUUACAGCUAUGUCAGCUGCACUGUUACCCCACAUGUCAUUGAGCCUGGACUUGAGACUGAUUUUGUUCCUGAUGAUCAGCCUGUUGAUGCACCCGCUGAUCCCGAGCCGAUACCUGCACCUGUGCCUUUGCCUGACCAUGAUCCUAUUCUGUUUGGCAUACCUGAUGUUGCACCCCUUAUACCAGAUCUAGUUCCUGCACCCGUUGACCCUCCUGUUAUUGUGCCAGACAUCCCUCCACCCCAUCCAGGGGAAGUUACUUCUAGCCAGCAGCCUGGCCACGACCCACAUGUUUCAGCAGCUUUUCCUCACAUGCCUCAGUCUACACCUACUACUCAUUUUACUUCUUCACCACUUGAUGAGCCUUUCAGAUGGUUCCCACCUUACACCAUGCCGAUUUCUGAUCCCUACCAUCCCUCACAUUUCACUUGUUAUACACGGGAUGAGUUACUUUUAUCCUUGCAGCUCCAGUAUGAGAUCAUGAGUCGUAGGAUUUUAGAGCUUGAGAUGACACCGCGACCUUUGCCAUGUCCGUGUCAGCCAUCUUUUGUUCCCCCACGUUCAUCACUGUCCCCAUUUUCGCAUCCUCCUGCACCGCUUACUCCAUUUCCCAAGUUUGACACUCUCUUUCUUAUCGUUGAGUAG